Molecule: messenger RNA, 3540 nt
Organism: Doryrhamphus excisus (bluestripe pipefish)
Lineage: Eukaryota; Metazoa; Chordata; Actinopteri; Syngnathiformes; Syngnathidae
Gene: fam78ba
Product: family with sequence similarity 78 member Ba
Source: RefSeq, a predicted model, not a curated record
ACACAACCUGCGGCUUCGUCAUCAUCGACCCCCGGUAUAACACGCUCGGCAGCCUCUUCGCUACGUUGCUAACCAAACGACCGAUCAUAAACCAGCCACACUGGCCCGAGAUGUGAACCAGCCAGUCAGCGAAGACAGGAAACAACCCGGCGAGCCGUUGAAUGCGUGUCACUUACGUAUGAAAGAACUAAAGGACACUACUUCCGCAAUUGGGCUCACUAGCCAAUGAGAUUUCAGGAGGGCGUGACGUACGGGUGUGUUUUUUUUCCUCCCAAACAAGGGGUCGGGUGACGCCACUCCCCUGUCUUUCCAGCAUCAGCACCUCCAAACCAAAUCCACCGAGGCGAACCGCACCGAGAACAGGAUGCUAUCGGGUCCACGGCCAGGAUCCAGAUACUGUCACUGUUGUUUUUUCUCACAUUUAUAUCGCCUCGUUCAUGAUGUACCAUUCAUGCAUCUGUAAGAAUGGAAGCAGGCGGAGAGCUUUAAAAUAGCCUCUCCCAUCACAAGCCACUUUGCUGGCCUUCGCUCGUUUGAUGGAGCUCCUUUUUCAUUUAGGUCAAAGUGAUGCAGAGCGGGGGUUUAUCUUUUGAGGACACCGCACGAAUGUAGCGCUAAUAGAAGGGAGCCAGGCAAAAAAAAACAAAAGGCAUCCAUCCCCCUUCUUCCUCUGGCGCACCUGGCAUCCCCGUCGCCCCUUGACAUGACAGCAGCGCGGAACCGGGAGCAGAGCAGCAGCAGCAGCAGGAUCGAGCGGCACCGUGCAGCCGGACGUGUGGACUCGACAAGGAAUAAAGGAGCCUCCGGACGCACGGCGGAGAAUCAGCAGCAGCAGCCUCGGGCAGGCCGGAUUGCAGUUUGCGGGGACGAGCGCCAAGGGCAGUGCGGCAGUCAGCAAGCAGACCGGUGGGAGGAGGAGGCUGCAGUGAUCUGUGAUACUUCCCAGCUAGUCCCUCCGCUGCCCUUUCACCUCCAUAGCAUCUCCAAUAUAUGCUAGUGUAAGCUGAUUUUUUUUUAAUGUUUGAUGAAUGGUGGGUGCUUUUCUUACCACCGCUUCCCUCCGAAACUGUCAGAGAUGAGAAGCUAUUAAAAGCCAUUCUUUCAGGCAAGGGUGGAACCUGAAGGGGACUGAUGUGCAUGUUGGCCAGGUGUCAUUUCCUCCCUUGGUUUUUCUUCACUCUGCUGGUCAGCUGCACUAUGGGAUGUAUUCAAAGCAUCGCGUGCAAGCCCCGCAUCAGACGGGAGAAUAUUGUGGUGUAUGAGGUGUCAGCGUCUAUUGACCAGUGCCCCACUAUCAUUGAGGAGAACUCACCCAUCGUACUUCGCUACAAGACGCCGUACUUUAGAGCUUCGGCAGGCGUUGUCAUGCCACCGGUGCCGCGGAAUGAAACUUGGGUGGUGGGCUGGAUCCAAGCCUGCACCCAAAUGGAGUUCUACAACACAUACGGUGACAUCGGCAUGUCCAGUUGGGAGUUGCCGGAGCUGCGAGAGGGUCGGGUCAAGGCCAUCAGCGACUCAGACGGCGUUAGCUAUCCCUGGUACGGAAACACCACCGAGACGGUCACACUCACCGGUCCCACAUCGAAACCAUCCCGCUUGACGGUCAGCAUGAACGACAACUUCUACCCGAGCGUGACCUGGGCUGUUCCCAUCAGCAACAGCAACACACCCAUGCUGACCCACAUCACCAGGGAUCAGAGCUUCAUCACCUGGCUGGUGGCCAUGAACUCCAUCACUAAGGAGCGUAUUGUACUUCAGACGGUGCAGUGGCGUAUGAGGGUGGACAUCACCGUCGACCCCGACAUGCCACUCGGCUCCCGAGCCUCACUUGUGGGUCGUCCUUAUCAGGAGCAGCCGCACAUCCUCAACUACCAGGAGCCCAUCCCUCCCAACGCCCUGGGGAGGCCAAACGCCAAUGAUGCCCAAGUGCUAAUGUGGAGACCGCGGCGAGGGGCGCCACUAGUCGUUAUACCGCCAAAAUAAGAACCUCGGAUGUUUUGUUAUUGUCUCUUCUUGAAGGUGUUAAAGCCAAACAAGCGAUGAGUGGUUCAGAAUGAACGUCUGCAGAGAACUGGCGUUACAUCAAGUGUUAUUUGGCCAAGAGUUGCAUUUAAAGAGCUUUGCCAGCAUUUUUACAACUAAUGAACCCUUUUUAGAUGCACCAACAGAGGUAUUUGACCCCAAAUGAGAACUGCAUCCUGCAUCCUUAUGUAGAUCCUAUUUGCAUGCGAUGAGCAAAACCGUUCUUGACAAGAUUAAGAAUCGUAAUUGUUUUGUAUACUUUGAGGACUUUUUGUGAUUUUGAGAAGUCACAUCAGCUAAAAAGAAACAAACAGCAGGCUGAUGAUACCUCUUCAGUGCCAUUAAAGGCCUUCAGCACACUCAUUUUCAGAGUUAAAGAAUGUAUUAAGAUGAAUUUAAAAGAUGGUUUUAGGUUAAGAGUGUGUAUCAGUCUUUAAGUCAGAAGGAAAUUUGCAUCACUGGAGUUUAUAGCACAAUGAGAAAGCAUUGGGUAACACAUUUAAAAACAAAACGCUAAUUGCACAUGUCGCAUUUGGAACCAGGACGAACUCUACUUAAAUAGUUAAGCGAAUGUUACGCUAAUCAGGCCAUCUUGUCAUCGCAUACAUUUUUAGACAAUCAGGGAAUCCGAAGCGGAAUUAAAAACAGAACAUAUAUUUGACACAAGGAUGGAUCGUUGUUAACAUUUCAUCCACUCAUCUGCGGUGAAUAUCUGCAGAUAAUCACCAAUGAAAGCCUUCCUGUGUCGUGGGUUCUGAUCCGGUUCAUGCUGAGCUCCGUCCGUCCGUCCGUGUGUCUUUGCCCUGCCACUCCACAAACAAGUCACAUGACUUAUCUUCCAUCUGUGCUUCUCUCCAGGUUCACGUCUCACCCAUACCCAUCUGCCUCAUUUCUCUUGUCCACCACCUCAGCGCACCAACACACUACCUCCAUUCCAAACUGCUCAUUUGCUCUGAAGGCCACAACUAUGCAAAGGUUGUCUGAGUGUAUAUAUAAAAAAAAUAAUAAUAAUAAUCUGGAAAAUUUUUCAUCUGCAGUUGUUUGUAAGGGAUGUUUGUUGAAUAAAAUGGCCAAUACUACCAUGUAAAUACCUAAAAAAGAUACUCUUGAGAUGUAUUGAUUCACCUUCGUGUGUUUGCUGUAGAGCAGCUCAUUCAGCAACAUUUGUCUGUUGCUAUAGAGACUGCUUUGGGUUUCUCAGAGUGCAGUGGAAUUACAAAAAAAAUGUUCAAAGUAUCCAUCUAUGUGUGUGUGUGUGUAUGUGAAAGAGAAAGAUUCACACAAGUCAUUAUGUUCAUUUUUAUGUGAAGAAUGAAAAAAAAUGGAAUUUAUUCAUUUGUUGCUACUCACAGACAUCAAUUUGCCACUCGGAGGAACGUCCUCCUUAUUGCAGAAUGGCUGCUUUUUAUUCCACCACUAGAUGGAAGCUCAGUCAAGAAUUCUCUCCUUGAAACGCCCAUUUUUUUUAACACAAACACUCCCUUGUAACCAACAACCAGGCCUUUAUAUAUAUGGAUU